CCGCCCCGCAUCGUCAUUUCCGGGGCGGCCAUUUUGGGAGGUUGGCGCUCCGCGGCUCGCCGGUGGCCGAGGGGGCGGGCUCCGCGGCGCAGCGGCCGGUGACAGCGGCUGAGCGGGGGGGCAGCCUGCGUGCCGCCUGCGUGUGGGGGGCGCCGGAGGGACAGAGCCGCCGCCGCCCGGCCGUCGCAGCGCCCGCCUGCCCCUGCCAUGUCGGACUUCGACAGCAACCCCUUCGCGGACCCGGACCUCAACAACCCCUUCAAGGAUCCCUCAGUAACACAAGUGACAAGAAAUGUUCCUCCAGGAUUAGAUGAGUACAAUCCUUUUUCUGAUUCAAGAACACCUCCUCCAGGAAAUGUGAAAAUGCCUAAUGUACCCAGUACCCAGCCAGCAAUAAUGAAACCAACAGAAGAACCACCUGCUUACACACAAAUUGCAAAGGAGCAUGCCUUGGCCCAGGCAGAACUGCUGAAGCGUCAAGAAGAACUAGAAAGAAAAGCAGCUGAACUAGAUCGCAGAGAAAGGGAAAUGCAGAGUCUCAAUCAGCAGGGGGGUAGAAAAAAUAACUGGCCACCUCUUCCUGAGAAUUUUCCAGUGGGUCCAUGUUUCUAUCAGGACUUUUCUGUGGACAUUCCUGUAGAAUUCCAGAAGACAGUGAAGAUUAUGUACUAUUUGUGGAUGUUCCAUACAGUGACACUGUUUCUUAAUAUCUUUGGAUGUUUGGCCUGGUUUUAUGUUGAUCCGACACGAGGAGUUGAUUUUGGAUUGAGUAUCCUCUGGUUCUUGCUUUUUACUCCUUGUUCUUUUGUCUGCUGGUACAGACCACUUUAUGGAGCUUUCAGGAGUGACAGUUCAUUCAGAUUCUUUGUGUUCUUCUUUGUAUAUAUCUGUCAGUUUGCUGUACAUGUACUUCAAGCUGCAGGAUUCCAACGGUGGGGAAACUGUGGGUGGAUUUCAUCUCUUACUGGUCUUAAUAAGAGUAUCCCUGUUGGCAUUAUGAUGAUAAUCAUAGCUGCACUUUUCACAGCAUCUGCUGUUAUCUCAUUAGUUAUGUUUAAAAAGGUGCAUGGUCUCUACCGCACAACUGGUGCUAGUUUUGAGAAAGCGCAGCAGGAGUUCGCGACAGGAGUGAUGUCCAACAAAACUGUACAAACUGCUGCAGCAAACGCCGCGUCAACAGCAGCAACCAGUGCAGCUCAGAAUGCAUUCAAGGGUAACCGAAUGUAGAGAAUUAUAAAAAGUCAUUAUGGUUCUCUUUGAUUGUACUUUAUUUUCCAGUCACUUACUGUAUUCCCUAAAAGCCUAGAUCAAAGUACACACAGCAUGUUUGUCUGUUCUUCAGCUGUGCAUGGGUAAAAUGGGAAAUGUUGGUUUUAUUCUAUUAUAAAUUUAUUUAUUUUAAAAAAGAUAACCAUUCUUUGCCCCUCUUUAAAAUGUUGCAUUCUAGAAGAUAAAACCCUCCAUAUUUUAUGAAGGAUGAAUAGUUUUUCAACAAUUGGCCUGAGAAGACUUACGAUACUUUAUGAUCAAAUAAAUAUAUUAGAGAUUCGGAAGUUUUGUAGUAGUUCACUCUGGUAUUUUUUUCUUUUCUUUUUUUUUUUUUUAACUUCAGGAAAGCACUUUGGAUCAAUUAUUUUUGUUUAUAAGGACUUGUUUCCCUAUUUCUACUAUGAGAAGUAGGGCAGACAAAGAGCUGUAGAAAGUUAGGUUUGGCUGCUGUUUUUGCAAUUUCAGCAGCUGCUAUAGAACAGAUACAAGUAGGGUAGAUACUAUAAAUUCUUCUCCUGUUUUUUUUAGGAUAAGUCUUUUGAUAUAAACCUCUAAGUUUGCAUGGAUACUGUUGAGUUAUUUGAUCAUGUUUAAAUAGUGUUUUGGUCUAGAAUUUACCUGCGCCACUUUAUAAUUACGCGGUUUGUUUGUAUCUAUUUUCAUGGAGUAUUCUCUACCUGUGAGAAAUGACUAUGGUGCAUAAACAUUCUCUGUAACAGAAUGUGUAAUGCAAUGUACAGCUUAAGGAAGUUAACUGAUGGUUUUGAUCAGAGAGGUAAAUGAUUAUAUAUUUGCUAUUUUUAAUUUCAGUAUUCAUGUCUUGGGGUAAUCAUUCUGCUGGAAAAGAAACCAAUAUCGACCUUUAGAACACUAGUUUCUUGCCCCCCUCUCCACUUUUACAUGCAUUUACAUGGUAUUUUUGUUGUGCUUGGGAUUUUUGGUUUUUUUAAGUAUAGAUUUGUGUUUAACAGUGGUACUAAAUCUCCAGCCUUGUCAGUCACUCUGUUUACUGCUUGUCCAAAAAUCCGAAUAUACAGUGUUUAAUUUUCUAACAGGAAUAUUGUCUCAAAUCAAGCUUUUUAAACAAUGACAUUUAACAGAUACUUGAAUUCAUUUUAACGUAACUCAGCCUUCUCUGUGAUUUGAUUUAAGCUGGGGGAAAAAAAGCAUUUUAGCUAUUUUGAGUUGGAGAAGUGAGAAAAUCUUCUUCUUUUACAAAAUUAAAUUUUAACUUAUUGAACUGGAUGCCUAAAGGGUUAAACUGGAGCUGGGCAGCUGAACAAUCCAUAAUGGUAUGUCCUGUCAUAAUAUUCCAAAAUUUAAUCAAGUCUAGCUAUAAAGCAAUGUUUCUCUCCAUUGAAUACCGUCUGAUAUUCUCGACUGACUAAUGAAUAUUAUGCACAAUAUCUUAGGCUGUUUUUUUAAAGUCCGUUAUAGAAAAUGAAGACAGGAAGGCCCACACCCCCCAACCUGUUUAACUAUACACUGUAGUUGAAGUAAUGCGGCUCUUAAUGUGAGCCGUGUUUAGCAGGACUGACUUUUACAAUUCUGAGGCACCUCCGUGUUCUGAAUGUGGACUGACUUUCAUAGAAUAAUCCUUUUUCACUACAGUGUAUUGAUAAUAACAUAAGAGCAUUACAAAAAAUAAAACCUGUAACUUAAUCCCUGGAUCAAUAUAAUACUGCUAGUAUAAAGUCUCUACUAGUAUCCUUUUAUUUACUAAGUUCUUAAAUUCCUACUUCCAUUAGAGUAAAUACAGUAGGUUCACCUAUGCUGCAGUUGAUAUUCAUGAGUAUACAUGCUUCUAAAUAUUCUUCAUGUCAUUAAGUUAAAAAUCAUCCAAAUAUUCCAUGUAAUAAUGACUCUAAAAUUUUAUGCUAGUGGACAUGCUAGCAUUGAACUUAAAUUUGUGUGGAAUAUUAUUAAAAGCUUUCCAGAGAAAAGUCACAAUUUUCUACUGAGAUCAGGCAUCACACUUCCAGCAGCUGUAUUGUUCUUUCUGAAUAUUUUAAAUCUAACUUGAGUGUUGCAUCUAGGAACCCUGCUAAGAAUUACUUCUGCACCUAAAUUUAAGCCUCUCCCUCUCCCUCUCCCUCUCCCUCUCCCUCUCCCUCUCCCUCUCCCUCUCCCUCUCCCUCUCCCUCUCCCUCUCCCUCUCCCUCUCCCUCUCCCUCUCCCUCUCCCUCUCUCCCCCCCCCCGCCUUUUCUCCCCCCUCCCCCCCGUUUCCUCCUUCCUCUCCCCGCCUCUUUUCCCCUCUCUCUCCCUCUCGCUCUCCCUCCCUCUCUUGCUCUCACUGUCUCCCUCUCUGCGUCUUUCCCUCUCCCUCUCUCUCUUUGCCCCCCUUGGAUAUGAAGACAUAUAUGGACAUCAUCCUUGCAAUUAAAUUUAAGUUGAAGAUUGCAUAGUGAUAUACAUUACCAGAGUAUAAUAGGGAAAAAGACACUGACAAAUAAAACCUGAAAUUGACAGGUAGAUUUUUUCCCAAAUGUUUGAAUGUUGAGAAAACAUAGUUAAUGUUCAACGUAUAGGGAGUGUUGAUUUGCGAUAUCAUGGAUUGAGUGUGCAGAUUUAAACCUCAUAAGUGAAAUUCAAAUUUAACUAUGUAAUUUGUUUAAAUGAAAAAUCUCUGACACUUACAGCUCAAGAGGGAGGGAGAAGUUUGAGUUUAGCUCAGAAGGCUGAUGUUUGUUAAAAUAUUUUGUACUUAACUAAAACUAGAUUUUACAGUCUCUUAUUAGUUAAUCAGACUAUGGCGCCCACUUAAGAUGUCAUUUUGUAGUAUUGUGGCAAAUUGAGUACAGAGUAUGAAGUUUAAACACUGGAAUGUCAGUAGUCAUUGAUCUGUAAUUUAGCAGUCGGUUUUAUUUAUCUGAGGGAUGUUUGUAUAUUUUGUAAAUUACUAACAAUGCUCUGCCAUCCUGGUGAAUGUCCUGGUUCUGUACAAAUGCACUUAUUCUGUCCCUCUGUUGCAUGUCUGAGUAGUUCAGAAGUUUUGUAUAUUUAUUGUAUUAACACAGUGUCAUAGAAUAAAAAAAAGACUUUUUUCCUGGA
Messenger RNA from Dromaius novaehollandiae (emu), 4321 nucleotides. Its product is annotated as secretory carrier-associated membrane protein 1. Gene Ontology annotation, cellular component: recycling endosome membrane; trans-Golgi network membrane. The record is from RefSeq and is a predicted model, not a curated record. The transcript has 9 exons. Lineage: Eukaryota; Metazoa; Chordata; Aves; Casuariiformes; Dromaiidae. The coding region runs from base 208 to 1227 and encodes 339 amino acids. Gene Ontology annotation, biological process: protein transport.